CCCCCCUCCAGGAUCUCAUCCAUCUCAGAGAUCGCAACUCCCGUCUGUGUAUGUCUCAGCCAUCCGCGGCAGAAAAGCCUUCGCUGCAGGGGGUCCGCAUCAAAGCCAGGAAACGCGCCGUCAAAGCAUCGGCCAAGCACGAGCCCACAGUAUUCCGCGACCAACUCUACAAGCACCUCGAACCCGUCCCGCAAGGCGACUUUGACGGCUUUGCGACCAAACUCAUCCAAGCGGGAUCGACGCUUGAAUAUAUCAAGUAUGCAGACGUUCUCUUCGAGCUCCUCCUCGUUGGCGGCCUCCUCCAGCCGGGCGGCAGCUACCUCGACGAAGACGCGCCGUCGUCGCCUUUCUCUGUCUUCCGGGCCAAGGAACCGGCCGAGGUGGCUGACAUGAAAAACUAUGUCGAGGUCCUCAACAAACUCAUCAGAAGAUACAAGUAUCUACAGAAGCCGCUCGAGGAGCAAUCGCUCCCUGGCCUCCUCCAGUAUAUCCAUCGCUGGACGCCCGAGCAGAGAGAUAAGCUCUCCAUCGCGAUUGGACUCAUGCUGGCCACAGGCCUGGCCAGCGCCAGCUGCCUACAGUCCCUGACCAAGGAUCACCUUGUCAAGAAUGACGUUGCGUCGAACGUGCUUGUCACCAUCUUCAAGGCAUACCUAUCGGAGCAGUCCAUGGACCACCUCGCCACUGCGCUUCGCAAGGGCGGCGUGCGCGACCUGCUCGCCUUCUUCCCGCCCAAUAAGCGCGAGGAUAAGAUGCUCGACGAGCACUUCCGCCAGGCUGGCCUACCGCAGGUCGCCGAGUGGUGGGUCAAGAAGCGCGCAGCCGUUGCGCGCGAGACGAUUAUCGCGGAACUCAAGGAGCGCUGCGAGCAUGGCGAAUCGCCUGAGCAGCUCGUCGAGUUUAUCAAGAGCAGCCAGGAGGAGCAACCGCUACCUGAAUCGGAGCUCGUCGCGUGCAUCUGGCAAGGCUUCGUGGCCAGCAUCGAUUGGAGUGCGCGUCCCGACCAGAUUGAAGGUCUCGCCAUGCGCGAGGUGACGAAAUACGCUCCUGUUCUUGAGCCAUUCUGCAACGGUGCCAAGACCGAGGUGGCGCUCAUCAACGUCGUUCAGACGUACUGCUACGAGCAGACGAAGAUCAUGAAGGCUUUCCCGAACAUUCUCAAGGUGUUGUACAACAAGGAUUGCAUCUCGGACCAGGCCAUCAUCUACUGGUAUCAGAAGGGGUCGAAGCCUCAGGGAAGGCAGCACUUCUUGAAGGCUACCGAACCGCUCGUGAAGUUCCUUCAGGAACAAGAGGAGAGUGACGAAGAAGAAUGAUCUCCAAUUGUAUCCCCGUACAUCCGAACGUGUCCUCAUUUCACUGCCGUGUUUCGUCGUUGUUUCGACCGCUGAUGAUUUGCCGGUGUAUGCCACACAGUUAAACAUACUUACGAUUAUUAUUUUAUGAGGAACUGCUCUUGCC
This is a messenger RNA of Punctularia strigosozonata HHB-11173 SS5, 1461 nucleotides long. Its product is annotated as ARM repeat-containing protein. The record is from RefSeq and is a predicted model, not a curated record. NCBI's taxonomy places the organism in Eukaryota, Fungi, Basidiomycota, Agaricomycetes, Corticiales, Punctulariaceae. The coding region runs from base 51 to 1316 and encodes 421 amino acids. Gene Ontology annotation, cellular component: cytoplasm; membrane. The transcript has 6 exons. Gene Ontology annotation, molecular function: protein binding.